CAGACACACACAUGGCUCAAGCUGUUCUGGCUCAAGCUGCUCUGGCUGAGCCAUCCCCCCUUAUGCUCUUCUUCAUCAAUACACCCCACUCCGUUUUUCUUUGCCGCUUAUUACACAGUCUGCACCGCUCUAUGGGAAAUGAACGAUGUAAGCACGUGGCUCCUGCUGACAAUCGAGGCCGCGGAGCAGCGCGCCCAGGCUUCGGCUCCUCCCCAGUGCACCAGCGCCCUCGGCGAUCCCUGCACUGGAGGCGGACAGUUGGACGCCCCGUCGGGCGCCCCUGGAGCUGGCGGCGGGAGGCCCGAAGCGGUCUCCGACAAGGGAGCGAGAGCCGCUUCCCAUCCUCUCGCGCCCACCAGGACGCUGGGCGCCGCCGAGGAGCAGGAGCCCGAGCUGGCGGGGCUCGUCGGCGCCCGCAGCUCCUGUGGAGGACAUUCUGGCCGUUGCCGGGGCGCCGCCCGCAGUGGCCAUCACGGUGCUUCCGCGCUGGCAGCGUUCGGGCGCUUCGCGGAAGGAGCCCCUGGCGGACCCGCGCAUCGUGCGCACUCCGCCGCGGCGGUGGUUGGCGCCCCCGAGCGCCCUGGUCGCCAGGCCCUGCCCAGAGGAGGCGCUCCAGCACGCCCCCGUCGCCAAGCCCUCUCCGGGACGUACGCGGGCUACGAGCGGCGCGGCGACGGGCUGCCGCGGAGAGCAGAAGCCCUAGCGGUCCCAGUCCAUUUUCGGCUCGACGGGGAUGAGAAGGACAGUGAUGAGGACUGCCCGUCUGUUGCCGAAAUGCCGGACGUGCUGACAGCCUGGUGGCACGACUUCCUGCGCGGCUCUCUCAGGGUCGCUGGCUCGGUGUCCCAACGGCGCAUGGCGGUCGAGCGCAGCGCCUCUGCGGCGCCCGGGUUCACUCCCGAGCUCCGCGGGUGUUCGAUUUCAGCCCCAGGGGGGAUCAUCAUCUCGGACUCGGACCUGGAGUGCCACGUCAGGCCCGGGCCUCGGAGCUCGGACUCCAACUGUGACUCCCAGGCCAGCGACCUCGCCCGCUUCGGCGCGAUGCAGAGCACGCCGCAGGCCGACGCCAUUCAGCACGAGGAGCCGUGGAGCUCACUACGGGGUCACCCCCGUGAGCACGACGUGCCGCUGGGCGAUUCCCUGCUGUCUUCCGCACCGACCUUCGCCCCCGGGACCAGUAUGCAGGGGAAUGUUCGCCAGGCUCAGGGCGCUGCGCUGCCAGACGUCUUCAACUCUACCCAGAACGGCACGCGGGGGAACACGGCGAAGGGCAUCACCAUCCAGAGCCAAUGGACGUCGUCACCACGAGCGAAGCGACGCCAGGCCCACCUCCGCCAGAUCGAAGGGCCGGCGACCGCACAACGUCCAUCGUGAGCUUUAGUGCGGCGUCGGCAGGGCUAGAGGCGCCGUCCAUGUCACAAUCUCUGCGCAGCCUGGAGUACAUCACGGUGCUGGCUGAGGUCAGGGCGCGGCACGAGGAAGGCGCGGCGACAACCGACAUCACCCGGCGCUUGCAGCAUGCGGCGGAACGCCUCCAGCGUCGGGGCGUCGCGCGUCGGAGCCGCCUCCUGGUGCGACGCGGCGCUGCCCAUGCGGCGGCGCGGUGCCCAUGCGGCAGGGGGGCCUGGCCUAGCCCCCCGAACUCCCGGAGCGCCCGCCGCUGCUGCCUCCUUCGUCUUCGUCCCCGCCGCAGCCGCGGUGGCGCCGUCUUCGUCACCAGGCGGAGCCGGCGUGCUCGUCGAGCUAGGUGCGCACUACACAUUCACAAGGCAUUCGCAAGAGACUCGUUCUCUUUGACUCCACCGCGGUGUGGUCGCGUCUUAUCUCUGAGGCCUUCUCGCUGAGGCUCAUAAUGCAGGCCGUCCCUUGUCGCUGAGGCUCGUGAUAUUUGCUGCCGUGAGAAUUUCCGCGCCGUUUUCGGGCGCGAGCUUGUUCAGUUCUGUUAGCAAGCAGCCGUGGAUGAGACAGUCCUGUCUUUCUGUUUUCCAGCGCGGCCGGCGCCGUUACGACAGCUUCUGCGUUUUUGUUCCCCCAGACGCUGCGUUACAAGGUGAUUUGCGUUUUCUCCCGAUGUUGUCUGCUCUUCCUCCCUUCUUCUUUCCUUUCCUCCUUCGGCUUAGGUUCUAUACUUCUAGUACCCGCGGCAUCCCGUCCCCACACAGCAUUUUGCCCGACCUGGGGGGCGCCAUUCAGGGUCGAUGCACGCGUUGCGGCGUGCGCCUGGUUUGGCGACCACUGUGCAUGUCUUGUUUCGACUAUUCCCAUCACGCUGCCGCUGCAUUGUCUCGCACUGUGGUUGGCGCGUUGUGGGAGGGUUCGUGGCACCGCUAUCACCCUCCUCCUC
Prorocentrum cordatum is the source of this 2344-nucleotide messenger RNA. The record is from the annotation of a GenBank genome assembly. Lineage: Eukaryota; Dinophyceae; Prorocentrales; Prorocentraceae.